AUGGUGGUAGCCCAGCAGAGGAUGGAGGAAACAACAAACCGGAAUCGCCAGCAGUCCCAGAACUUCCGUGUAGGAGAUAAGGUCUGGUUAAACCUUAAGAAUAUACACACAGACAGACCGACAAAGAAGCUCGACGCCAAGCAUGCCAAGUUCACAGUAAAAAAGGUAGUCAGAUCCCACUCGUACCUGUUAGAUACGCCACCAGGAGUUCAUAAUAUGUUCCAUAGUCAGCUCCUACGGUUAGCUGCAAACGACCCACUGCCUAGUCAGCAGCAAGACGACACUCAACCACCACCGAUAUUGUUAGGAAACGAUAGACAGGACGAGGAAUACGAGAUGGAAGGAAUACUAAAAGAGAAACUUACAGGUUAUCAACGACCUACAUGGGAACCAGAGGACGCCUUCACAGAUACUGAGGCCCUCCAGAUCUGGGAUAGCUCAGGACGACAGGAAUCAACGACGCCGAGACGUCGUACAAAGCGUGGGAGAAGAGGAUGGGGAUAA
Penicillium taxi is the source of this 504-nucleotide messenger RNA. RefSeq lists its product as uncharacterized. Lineage: Eukaryota; Fungi; Ascomycota; Eurotiomycetes; Eurotiales; Aspergillaceae. The coding region runs from base 1 to 504 and encodes 167 amino acids. The transcript has 2 exons. The record is from RefSeq and is a predicted model, not a curated record.